UGCUCCGCUCCCCCCGCCCCCGCGGCGACCGGCACGUGCGGGCCCCGCCGGUAGCCCCGCCCCGGCUCCGCUCAGCCCACGUGAGCGGGCGGCGGGCAUGGCCGUGCUGCUGCUCCGCCGAGCGCUCCGCGCUGCCGGCCCCGGGACUCGCCUGCUGGGGCGGGGGGCGGCCGCGGGGCCCGGCGGGGGCGAGGACGAGGACGAGGACGAGCUCGAGUCGCUGCGGGAGGCGGAGAGGGCGCUGCAGCGGCAGCGCGUGGCCAUCCGGAUGCAGCGGCUGCGGCGGGAGAUGGAGCCGAGGGUGGUCCCCGAGCGCCUGCUCACCUGGCAGGCCAUAACGCAGAUGCGGUUCCUGUGGCGGGAGCUGCGGGACGAGUGGCCGGUGUCGCGGCUGGCCGAGGGCUUCGGCGUGUCGGAGGACGCGGUGCGGCGCGUGCUGCGCAGCAAGUUCUCGCCCUCGCCGCGGUGCCGGGACAAGCAGGACGCCCGGGCGCUGAGCCGCCUGUGCCCCGCCGCCAGCCCGGAGCGCGGGGCCCCCGCCCCGGCCCGCGCCCUGCCGCCGCCGCCCGCCCCGCGCUCCGCCCUGCCCGCGCCCCUCGGCCCCGCCGCGCCCGCCCCGCGGCACAGCCCGCCGCACGCGCGCCCCCCAAGGGGCCGCCCUGCCACGCCGCCCGCCGCCGGCUGCCCACGGCCCGAGCCGGAGCCGGAGCCGGCCGCGGAGGCGUGGGACGCCGAGGAGGCGUGGGGCGCGGGCCGGGAGCGCGGCGCCCAGGUGGUGCAGCGGGGCCGCGACUUCUUCGACAGCCGCGGGACCUUCCUCUACCGCAUCCCGGGCGACGGGCCCGCGGACACCCCCGAGCCGGAGCCGGAGCCGGGGCCGGGCGGCGCGGACUGCUCCCCUUGCAGGAAAUAAGGGCCGAGUCGCGGGGAGAAGCGGUCGGUCCGUGUUGAUUAAAGUGUGCGUGUGCAGAGCGA
Molecule: messenger RNA, 975 nt
Organism: Alligator mississippiensis (American alligator)
Lineage: Eukaryota; Metazoa; Chordata; Crocodylia; Alligatoridae
Gene: NGRN
Product: neugrin, neurite outgrowth associated
Exons: 3
Coding region: 98-913 (271 amino acids)
Cellular component (GO): nucleus
Source: RefSeq, a predicted model, not a curated record